GCCGGGAGGAGGAGGAGGGGGCCCGGGGACCCCCCCACCCCGCCCGGAGCAGCCGCCGGGGCCGGGGCGCCCUCCCACAGCCCGACACCGCCAGGGACCGUCCCUCUCGAGUAGCCGCCAGAGCCGGGGCGGGAGCAGCCGCCGCCGACCCCGCCAGUGGCGAGAGGAGGGGCCCGAGGGCCACCCCCGCGUGAGGAGAAGGGGCCCGGACAGCCACCGGCGGGGCGCGAUCCCCCUGGGCACAGGGGCGGCUUUGAGCAGGUUUUGUAGUGCUUCCCUGAGCAUGAGUUCAGAAUGAAGCGGCGAUUGGAUGAGCAGGAGUCACCGGUGUACACGUCACAGCAGAGACGUAUCACCAGCAGCACAGAAGCUUUCCAACACCAGCACCGUAUGCUUGCUCCAGCACCUCCUGUAUAUGAGGCGGUUUCGGAGACCAUGCAGUCUGCCACUGGAAUUCAGUACUCUGUAACUCCCAGCUACCAGGUGUCGGCUGUGCCACAGAGCUCAGGCAGUCAUGGCCCUGCUAUAGCGACCGUCCAUAGUGGACAUCAUCACACUACACCAGUGCAGCCUCAUGGAAGCCAGGUGGUGCAGAGUCAUGCUCACCCGACCCCUCCAGCAGCACCAGUGCAGGGGCAGCAGCAGUUCCAGAGGCUUAAGGUGGAGGAUGCGCUGUCCUACCUUGACCAGGUGAAGCUGCAGUUUGGUAGUCAGCCUCAGGUCUACAAUGAUUUCCUGGACAUAAUGAAGGAAUUUAAGUCUCAAAGUAUUGACACUCCAGGGGUGAUCAGCCGCGUGUCUCAGCUCUUCAAAGGUCACCCUGACUUGAUCAUGGGCUUCAAUACCUUCUUGCCACCUGGCUACAAAAUUGAGGUGCAGACUAACGAUAUGGUGAAUGUGACAACACCAGGGCAGGUUCACCAGAUCCCCACACAUGGCCUCCAGCCGCAGCCACAGCCGCAGCCUCAGCAUCAAUCCCAGCCUUCAGCACAGUCAACUCCAACCCCAGCACAGCCUGCACCACAGCCACCACCUGCCAAAAUCAGCAAGCCAUCACAAUUGCAGGCACAUACGCCAGCCAGCCAGCAGACUCCCCCAAUUCCUCCAUAUGCAUCACCGCGCUCUCCACCUGUGCAGCCUCAUACACCUGUGACAAUCUCUCUUGGAACCACACCAUCCCUGCAGAACAAUCAGCCGGUUGAGUUUAAUCAUGCCAUCAACUAUGUCAACAAGAUCAAGAAUCGGUUCCAGGGACAACCAGACAUCUAUAAGGCCUUCCUGGAGAUCCUCCACACUUAUCAGAAAGAGCAGCGGAAUGCCAAGGAGGCAGGUGGUAACUACACACCAGCUUUGACAGAGCAGGAGGUGUAUGCACAGGUCGCGCGCCUCUUCAAGAACCAGGAGGAUUUACUCUCUGAGUUUGGGCAGUUCCUGCCAGAUGCUAACAGCUCUGUGCUGUUAAGCAAGACAACUGCAGAGAAAGUGGAGUCGGUAAGAAAUGACCAUGGUGGAACAAUCAAGAAACCCCAGCUCAACAACAAGCAACAAAGACCCAACCAAAAUGGCUGUCAAAUCAGACGGCACUCAGGAACUGGAGCAACCCCACCAGUGAAGAAGAAACCAAAGCUGCUUGGUUUAAAGGACCAGUCAUUGGCAGAAGCCAGCAAACAUGGGGUGGGGACAGAAUCUCUGUUCUUUGAGAAGGUCCGCAAGGCUCUGCGUAGCACGGAGGCGUAUGAAAAUUUUCUUCGCUGCCUGGUUAUUUUUAAUCAGGAGGUGAUCUCCCGGGCUGAGCUUGUGCAGCUAGUUUCUCCAUUCUUGGGGAAAUUCCCAGAACUGUUCACUUGGUUUAAAAACUUUCUGGGUUACAAAGAGUCUGUUCACAUGGAGACAUUUCCAAAAGAACGGGCUACAGAGGGGAUUGCCAUGGAGAUAGACUAUGCCUCUUGUAAGAGACUGGGCUCCAGCUACCGAGCCUUGCCCAAGAGUUACCAGCAGCCCAAGUGCACCGGGCGGACUCCGCUAUGUAAAGAGGUUUUGAAUGAUACUUGGGUCUCCUUCCCUUCCUGGUCUGAGGAUUCUACCUUCGUUAGCUCCAAGAAGACACAAUACGAAGAACACAUCUACAGAUGUGAGGACGAGCGUUUUGAGCUGGAUGUUGUCUUGGAGACCAACCUGGCAACAAUCAGAGUCUUAGAGGCAAUCCAAAAGAAACUCUCCCGCUUGUCUGCUGAGGAGCAAGCCAAAUUCCGGCUGGACAACACUCUGGGUGGCACGUCGGAGGUGAUCCACCGCAAGGCGCUGCAGAGGAUAUAUGCUGACAAAGCGGCCGAUAUCAUAGACGGGCUGAGGAAAAACCCAUCUGUUGCAGUUCCUAUUGUGCUGAAAAGAUUAAAAAUGAAAGAGGAAGAGUGGCGAGAAGCCCAGAGAGGAUUCAACAAGGUCUGGAGGGAGCAGAAUGAGAAAUAUUACCUGAAAUCCCUGGAUCACCAGGGCAUCAACUUCAAACAGAAUGACACCAAGGUCCUGAGGUCAAAGAGCCUCCUCAAUGAGAUUGAGAGCAUCUAUGAUGAGAGGCAAGAGCAGGCAUCAGAAGAUAAUGCUGGAGUACCCAUAGGCCCACACUUGUCACUAGCCUAUGAGGACAAGCAAAUCCUGGAGGAUGCUGCUUCUCUUAUCAUCCACCACGUGAAACGGCAGACAGGAAUUCAGAAAGAGGACAAGUACAAAAUUAAGCAGAUCAUGUACCACUUCAUUCCGGACCUGCUGUUUGCUCAGCGGGGCGAGCUCUCAGACGUGGAAGAGGAAGAAGAGGAGGAAAUGGAUGUGGAUGAAACCACCGGGGCUGCGAAAAAGCACAAUGGAGUUGGGGGCAGCCCCCCUAAAGCCAAGCUGCUGUUCAGCAACACAGCGGCCCAGAAGCUACGGGGGGUGGACGAAGUGUACAACCUCUUCUAUGUGAACAACAACUGGUACAUCUUCAUGCGGCUUCACCAGAUCCUAUGCUUGCGGCUGCUGAGGAUUUGCACCCAGGCCGAGCGGCAAAUCGAAGAGGAGAACCGGGAAAGGGAAUGGGAGCGGGAAGUGCUUGGCAUAAAACGAGACAAGAGUGACAGCCCAGCAAUUCAGCUGCGACUGAAAGAGCCCAUGGAUAUUGAUGUGGAGGAUUACUACCCAGCUUUCCUGGAUAUGGUGCGGAACCUGCUAGAUGGCAACAUGGAUUCGUCCCAGUAUGAGGACUCCCUGCGUGAGAUGUUCACCAUUCAUGCCUACAUCGCCUUUACCAUGGACAAGCUGAUCCAGAGCAUUGUUAGACAGCUUCAGCACAUAGUGAGCGAUGAGAUCUGCGUGCAGGUGACAGACCUUUACCUGUCGGAGAAUAGCAACGGAGCUACCGGAGGCCUGCUGUCCUCACAGUCAUCUCGGGCCCUUGUGGAGGCCACGUACCAGCGCAAAGCCGAGCAGCUCAUGUCAGACGAGAACUGUUUCAAGCUGAUGUUCAUUCAGAGCAGAGGCCAGGUCCAAUUAACCAUCGAGCUGCUGGACACCGAAGAGGAGAACUCGGAUGACCCUGUAGAGGCAGAGCGUUGGUCAGACUACGUAGAGCGGUACGUCAACUCUGAUUCUACCUCUCCCGAACUUCGGGAACACCUGGCCCAGAAGCCGGUUUUCCUGCCAAGUCCCAUGAAAGAGUGAGCAAGCGGCUGCACCAGCGGUUCCAAGCCUGGGUGGACAAAUGGACCAAGGAGCAUGUGACCCGUGAAAUGGCAGCUGAGACAAACAAAUGGCUAA
This is a messenger RNA of Chrysemys picta bellii (western painted turtle), 3792 nucleotides long. NCBI's taxonomy places the organism in Eukaryota, Metazoa, Chordata, Testudines, Emydidae. The record is from RefSeq and is a predicted model, not a curated record.